GAGUUGAAGCAGGUCGCUUCUAAGUACUGGGCCUUCGCCCUUUCCUAUAAAAAGGCGAUACGUCUCUCCAAGUGAGUCAUCUCAGCCAACUGGAGUUUAUUCUUCUCUCUGCUUUUAGCAAGUAUAAAACCCUUUGCUGUAAAUCCAAAAAAUUCCGAUGGCGAUGAGAAGUGUAGCUUCUACAGCAGCUCGUGCUAUUGCUUCACCUUCAUCCUUAGUUUUUACCAGAGAACUUCAGGCUUCCCCUGGCCCCAAAAAGAUUGUGGGUGUUUUCUACAAAGCAAAUGAAUAUGCUGAAAUGAACCCCAACUUUUUGGGCUGUGCAGAAAAUGCCUUGGGGAUACGUGAAUGGUUAGAAUCUAAAGGUCAUCAGUACAUAGUCACUCCUGACAAAGAAGGACCAGAUUGUGAGCUUGAGAAACACAUUCCUGAUCUCCAUGUGUUGAUUUCGACCCCUUUUCAUCCUGCCUAUGUCACGGCUGAAAGGAUCAAGAAGGCAAAAAAUCUACAACUACUGCUGACAGCUGGAAUUGGAUCAGAUCAUGUUGAUCUGACAGCUGCUGCUGCUGCUGGAUUGACAGUAGCAGAAGUCACUGGAAGCAAUACUGUCUCAGUUGCGGAAGAUGAACUGAUGCGAAUCUUAAUUCUUGUCCGAAAUUUCUUGCCUGGACAUCAUCAGGUUAUCAAUGGGGAGUGGAAUGUUGCUGCAAUUGCGCACAGAGCUUAUGAUUUGGAAGGCAAGACUGUUGGAACUGUUGGUGCAGGACGUAUUGGCAGACUUUUACUCCAACGAUUGAAGCCAUUUAACUGUAAUCUACUUUACCAUGACCGUCUUAAGAUGGAUUCUGAGCUAGAGAAUCAAAUUGGAGCAAAGUUCGAGGAAGAUCUCGAUAAAAUGCUCUCGAAAUGUGACAUAGUGGUCAUCAAUACGCCUCUUACAGAGAAAACAAAAGGAAUGUUUGACAAGGAAAGAAUUGCAAAGUUGAAGAAGGGAGUUCUAAUUGUAAACAAUGCUCGAGGAGCAAUUAUGGACACUCAAGCAGUUGUUGAUGCUUGUAACAGCGGUCAUAUUGCAGGAUACAGUGGAGAUGUUUGGUACCCACAACCAGCUCCCAAGGACCAUCCAUGGCGCUACAUGCCAAACCAAGCUAUGACUCCUCACAUUUCUGGGACUACCAUUGAUGCACAGUUGAGGUAUGCAGCUGGAACAAAGGAUAUGUUGGACAGGUACUUCAAGGGUGAGGAUUUCCCUGCUGAAAAUUACAUUGUCAAGGAUGGGGAAUUGGCACCUCAGUAUCGCUAAAUUAUUAAUGUACCUUAGAGUUGUGUCUAGAUUUCUGUGUCAAAUAAACUGGCAAGCUGUGUCUUCAAUAAGCUGAUAAAAUUGGCUCCUUAUGUUCUUUUAGAACUGUAAUGCAGUUUUUCUCCGGUUGGCUGUAUCGUAACGUUUGUGAUGGAAACAUGUCCUCUUCUGUGAUGGAGGUCAAUGUAUGAUCCCUCCAGUGUCUUUCUUGAGUCUAUAACUGAACUUCCUUGCUAUGGUAGUUGUACUGGUGUUGUCCUGGACAUUUUAUGAUUAAAAAAAAGAUUAUCUUCUUCUUUGCUA
Molecule: messenger RNA, 1606 nt
Organism: Solanum verrucosum
Lineage: Eukaryota; Viridiplantae; Streptophyta; Magnoliopsida; Solanales; Solanaceae
Product: formate dehydrogenase, mitochondrial
Exons: 6
Coding region: 158-1303 (381 amino acids)
Cellular component (GO): chloroplast; mitochondrion
Molecular function (GO): formate dehydrogenase (NAD+) activity; NAD binding; oxidoreductase activity, acting on the CH-OH group of donors, NAD or NADP as acceptor
Source: RefSeq, a predicted model, not a curated record